Molecule: messenger RNA, 2793 nt
Organism: Cuscuta campestris
Lineage: Eukaryota; Viridiplantae; Streptophyta; Magnoliopsida; Solanales; Convolvulaceae
Source: the annotation of a GenBank genome assembly
CGUCUCGUGACUAAGAAAAUCAAGAAUCUUUGAGGGAAUAAAAGGACUUCAUGGGGUGAGAGGGAGAGGUCAAAGAGAGAGCCUUACCGAUGGAUUGCUGUUCUGGGUUUUCUUCAAGAUUGGAUUUUGGAAUACUUUCAACCAUUUCCUCCUCUGGGAUCACCUUUUGCGGUCGCUGUGGCUUUUGGGGGUUUGGAGAUUCUACUGGAAGCGCGAGUGCGAGGAGAAUGACUACCAGAGCGGCAGUAGAUGAUGACGACGAUUUUGUCGAUGAAAUCCCAAUUAUAAAGACUACGAAGUUAAUGAAGACAACAGCUGGGCGGGUAUACAAAAGGAUGUGCGAUGAAGGACUUUUGGUUGGGAAGACUGGAGUGAAAGUUACAUGUUUUUGCAAUGUAUGGGUUGGAGCAAACAUUGUGGAGGGAGUGGUCAGUGAUACAGAUCUGUUAGAAUUAAAGAAAUCAGCAUUUGGUGACUUCUUCAACCUAGGUGGAAUUAAGUGGUUGACGGGUCAGUUGAUGACUUUGUUGGCACUGAAUUAUGUGCAACCAAUGAAGCGGACCGGAGAUAUGGACAGGCUAAAGUUUCACAUUGGUGACCGAGUAGAGGAGUUCAAGAAAUCAGACUUUGCAUUGAUAACCGGGAUGAAGUUUGGGAAAAAAACCGAGUUUGUGGGUAUUGACAUGGAUGAGCCUAAUGACAUAAGCAUGAGGUAUUUUGGAGGGAAAAUGAGCGUAACACGUCAGGAUGUGGAGCAUGUGUUCAAGAAUGUACGUGGGAUUAGAGGUAAGAAGCCUAUGGAUGUACUGAAAUUGGCUCUGCUUUACCUUGUGUGCUGCCAUGUCGUAGGGAACCAGGGGAGGACAAGGAUCCCAGCACUGUACAUGCAUUUGGUUAAUGACUUGGAGCUGUUUAAUGACUUUGAAUGGGGAGAGCACCUGUGGAAGGAUGUGGUGGAGAGCAUGGGCAAGUGUUCUUCGAUCCUCAACACGGGGGGUAAUGGUCGUUUUACAUUUCCCGGAUUUUUAUUCCCCUUGCAAAUUUGGUCGUUUGAAACAUUCCCCCGUUUGAUGGAGAAUGGAAUUUGCGCAAUUGGGAAGGGCAGUGGAUCCUUGUGUCCGAGAGCAUUGCGUUGGGAGACUGGGGUGCGGCCUAAACAUGAUGUGUUGGAGAAUUCAAUCUUUGGAAAACCAGGGGAAAGUGUCAACUGGAAGGAGAUGGUUGCAACCCCCAUGGAGCGUGGCAUGGGAAACUUUGAAAGAUUGUUAAGUGUGGGAGGUGCAGGUAAUGGUAGCAGUUCAAAUGCUUGUGGAGAAGCUGUUAAUGAAGAAUAUGGAGCUGGCCAUAGGUCUUUAAAGGGUAAGUUUCAUUGGGGGCAUGUGACUGCAUGUGCUGAUGGCGUGCAGAACGAAGACGAAAUGCAGAACCCAACUGUGGUGGAGGAUGUAUUGGGUGAGGGGAGAGGUGAAAAUGAACCUGCAUUGCGUGAUGUCCUGACCGCCAUAGUGCACAUGGAGAAGAGAAAUAGCAAACUACGAGUGGAAGUGACUAAACUGCGAAUAGCACUGAAUGCACAAAGCCGGCUACUGAAAAGGGUAUUAUUAGGUAGAAAAAUGGCUAAGCGGCAGCAGAAAAAGAGAGGAGAUAAAAGAGAAGAGAAUGGAAUGCCGAGCUUCGAUUUGGGUAUAGAGAGUCAAGAGAGGAGAGAUGAUCCAGGCAAUGGGCAGGAGGAUAUGAUUUGGGAGGAGGACAUUAUUAGGGAUGCUGAUAUAGGAACCCAACUUGGUGUUUCUGAUAAUGAUGUUGAAGAUUUGUUGAAUGACGUAAACACACAAGAGGUUGAUGGGCGAUGGAGGAAGGCAGUUGAGGGUUUGGGGCUGAAAUUGGAUUCAGGCAAGGGUGCAGAGUGUAGUAAGUUAAUGAAUUUGGCAAAUGAAAAGACAACAGAUGAUGUGCAUCGUGAUGAAAGGGUAGUGGAAGAGCAAGCGAAUGUUGUUCAGCGUAUGGAUGAUGCGGAACUUGUAAGGCCAUCCAUAAGUAAAGACGUGUGUGCUGGAGGAUCUGGAAGUGGGAAUGGAACUGUUAUUGGAGAAGUGGCUGGUGGGUUCCGUGACAAGUUUGAGACUGCUUCUCAAAUUAUUGAGGCACAGGAGGUGACGCCGGAGAAAAUUUGCUAUGAGAAUGUAAGGGAGGUGGAUGAAGAGAUUGUAUGCGAUGGUCCAAAGCUGAUGGAUAAGCUUGGAGUGUAUGAAGGACGGGAAGAAGGUCCGAUAGGUGACAGUGUCCUUGCGAUUGAGGGUGGGUCAUGCUGCCCCCAGCAGAAUGACGGGUCUAGUUGUGGGAUGUUUGUAGUGAAGAUAGCUGAAUUCCUCAUGAUGGGCCAUGAUGUGCAAGAUAUGAACGAUACCGAAAUUGCUGCAUAUCGUAAGAAAAUGACAACGGAGUUGUUGGCGUAUUCUGCAUUGUAGGACUCAUGGAAUGAUUUUUUUUGUUGGGAACUGCCUUCAGUCGGGUUGGUUUAUUUUGUGCGUGUAUUGUGGAGACCUCUUCUUAAAUUGCCCUUUUUUCUGUUUUGAGCGGUGUUACUGAGUUGGGUGUUUACAGUCAUUAUGAUUGACUUAUGUUUAAUGACUUGAAGCGUUUGGCAGUUUAAGUUUAUUUUGCUCACGGUUUGUUUAGUUUUUCGUCAUUGAAUAGGGUGUGAUUAAUGUGCGUGGUAUAAGUCAUGUUGUUUUGUUGGUUUUUUUGGGUGAAAGCGAUGCAGACCCGGCGGAAUAUACUAUUUAGUGGAAC